Porites evermanni is the source of this 3932-nucleotide messenger RNA. The record is from the annotation of a GenBank genome assembly. Lineage: Eukaryota; Metazoa; Cnidaria; Anthozoa; Scleractinia; Poritidae.
AUGGCGAAUCGGUCGAUUUCCAAGAGACCUACAAAUAAAUGGUCGAUUGACUUGACUAGUCGGUGAGAUCGUGAACAUUAUUUGAAGUAAUCAUUUCUUUAUUAUACGUUCUAACGUUCUUGUGUCAUUUUGACUCGUUAGACCGCGGUAUAUACAGUUCGUUCAACACAGUGAUUUGCCUUCUCCUCCUGGAUUCAAAAGAGAAAACCAGUCCCAGCAUGUGGUGGGUAUCUUGAUAAAAGUUAGCUCUUUGUUGAUAAAUUAAGCUAAAUCUUGCGCAGUUAAAAUCCAAGAUAUGAGAAGAAGUGAACUUUCUGUGAAUUAUGAAGGAGUUUUAGUUGAUUUUAAAAUUAACUGUCUCCAUUACUACGUUUUUGUUUUUACAGGAGUCACGAGAAGCAAACAGCACUCAUUUAGUAGCCAAGGUAUUUCUUUUCUUAGAUCGUAGAAACCCCUCCCUUUUUCGGUAAUUAGAAGGUUCAUUAGGUUGUUCAAUUGACGGAAUCAAUAAUAUAAUAUUAUUCAACGUUACUGUAAGGUUACACAGGUUUGAAAAUGCCAGCUGGCAGUAGAAAUGGUAAUCAAUCAAGUCGACCAAACAAGUUUUGUCCAUUGGGCCAUUUGCAUGUUGGUAUCUUUUUUAGAUUUAAUCCCAGGGAGGUUUGAAACAACAGAAGCUCUAACUACAGUGUAUAUAACUGGUUACAAUUGACGCACAGCUGUAUCAGAGAGGAGAAGUGUGACAUCACAAAAAUUCCAAUUUUUGAAAUUUAUGGGAUGGGUUGGUAUAUUCGUAUGUGUAAUCAAAUGGUGAUGAGUGAAAUUAGGGAAUAAUUUCAUGCGCGUUUUGUCCAAAUCCUUAUAAUUUCUGAGCCUUUAGGCGUGGGAAAUUAUUAGGAUUUGGACAAAACGCAAGUGAAAUUAUUCCCUAAUUUCACGAGUAUACCAUUUGAUCACCUAUUAAUAUCAUGGGUGACGAAUGAGUUUUCCGAUAAAAUACCUGUUAGAAUCCUUCUUGAUGUGCUUUUUCGUGUGUUCAGGUUUUCUAAACUGUCUUUUUGUGCCCUGACAUCUUCAUUCAUGACUUUUUAAAACUUCGUCGCCAUCUUGACACUGAGAUGUACGGAAGGUUGCCAUGGCAAUUUUUAAUUUCACAUGUGAAAUUACAAAUUAACGCUGAAAUUUUGCGCCAAAAUUAAGGAGUAAUUCGUCACCUAUGAUAUUAAGAAAGAUCAAGGUGAAAAAAGCCCCCUGGCCAAAAAUCAGCCCGUUAGUGGAAAUUCGUGAGGAGAUAUAAGCACCCAUUUGCCCUGAUGACUCCAUACAAAUCAUCCUAAAAUUGGUUUGGAUCUUUACGUUAACAAUCCAGGCCUAUUUUAGAAGGAUUUAUAUGGAGUCAUCGGAGCAUAACAUUGAUUAUAUCUCCACACCAAUUUGCACCAUCUGAACAGGCUGCUUAUUAGCAAGUGAACAUUUUUCAUCUUGUUCUUUCUGUAUAUGUCAACCAAUCCCAUAAUUUUUCAAAUUUAGCUUUUGCGACGUCAUCACUUCUCUUUUCUAUGCUAGGAAUAACCCGGGGAUAAACUACCUUCCCAUCCAGGGGAGAAGCUAUGUCACAAGAUCAAUGUUGUUGUUUUAGGUCAAUUACUGUCUUAGUGCCUUUAUCCAUAUAUUAAAAUGCUCCCGCAGAGAUAUGGAGAAGAUAUCAAACAAAUCUACUGGUUAACAGGGAGCUCUGGCCAUUAUAACUUUGUUGUUGAUUUUGGCAAGCAUUUGAAAAAGUUUGCCUGAUUUUUUUCAAGUUUUAACCCAUGGCCAUCCUUGCCAUCUGUAGCAAAAGAUGUCAGGAAACAGUUUCAGUCACUAAAUAUGUUCUUAACAGUCCAGUUUACAGCUGAAUAUAAACAUUAACAACACAUUAAUACAGGGUUAGCCUUGACGCAAAGUAAAAUAUUCAGAAAUUCUGGCAAUUAAGUGUUUGAAAUUUGAAUGUACACGAUAGACAGAGUAAUAAACAGGUCUUUUUCUCACUGGAAUUUUUGAAUUUAUUACUUCAGAUUGAGGCUAAGGCUGUAAAAAAAUUCAUCUUCACUUCUUUAAUUCAGCGGUCAUAGCGAGCUCGAAAAUGGACUAUAGGCUGAUUAAGCAACAGAACAGGAACGUCAGUUGAUGAUGGCACAUGCAAAUUAAACAACUGGCUUGAUCAAUGGCAGAGUGGCAAAUUGGGCACCGGAAGUCAUGUUUAGUCCUUUCCGCUCACUUUCCCGUCGUCAAGUGACAUUCCUGUCUUGAUGCUAAAACAGCCCAUUAAAUCAACAAAACUUGACCCUUAUUUUUGUGACUCAAUAUUGAUACAAGGACGUGUUUUAGCUUUUUACAAAGAUGGCCAAUAGCAUUACAUAGCCCCUUUCGGUUUUAGCUGUGUGGGGCUCCUUGGCUUGUGUGUGCCUUCCCCUGUUGAACAAAUUUGUAUGAACUCUGCAAAAUGAUUCAUAGAUGCAUUACUUCUGAAAUUUUCUCAUUGAGAAUAUUUGCUUUUAUUUUCAGAAAUCAUGGGAUAUUGCACUUGGACCAUUCAAACAGAUUCCAAUGAAUCUAUUCAUCAUGUACAUGGCUGGUAAUUCCAUCUCCAUAUUUCCAAUCAUGAUGGUUGGGAUGAUGUUCCUCAGGCCUGUCAAGGCUCUCCUUGCCAUCAAAUCAAGUGAGUGAUCUAUGAAUACCAGAUUGGAUGUCCAGUCAGGGGACAUUCCCACACAGGACAUGGCCUUGAAACAGUGACGUAGAACAGCAGAAAUGGCAGAAACUGUGACAGCGACAGAGAAAAGCGCAAAUACUAACAAUAGUAAAUACUGACAGUGACAUGGCUUCCUCCUCAAUACAAAAAAUGACUGGUUUUGAAAUUCAGACCAGGGACAUACAUACCUCUCCGCCUCCCCUGCAAAGACAAGAAAAAAGACUCUCUUACAGCCUUUUAAGAAUCCUUUAUUGACCAUACUUGUUUGGCCAAGAUGGCUGGAUAUUGGCCUCUCUCAUUUCCUCAUUAUAAGUAUCGUCUCAGUACUUUAAAAAAUACUUGGUCAAUAUCAUGCCAUUUUGGUUUCAUGCUUAAUCUGUAGCACAUAUACAUGUAUCCUAGAAGCCUGUGGAAGCAUGAUUAACUUCAUGGCUGUGCCUUUCACAUAUACAGUUAAACCCCAUUGAUGGAGACAGUUAGAGGGCUGUAGAGAAUGUCUGUAUUAAAAGUGUUUCUUGUUAAGCGAGUUGAAUGUAGAGAAAAUGUAUGGGCUUUCUUUCCCAAGGGACCAGGAAAAUUGUUCAUAAUAUUGAGGUGUCUGUAAAGCAGAGUUUGACGGAAUGAAACUACAAGGGCCAACAAUGUUCUCAUUGUACUUCGCAGCUUUUGUAUCCAUAGAGGGAGAGCAUGAUCAUGCCAUGCAGCAGAAGUUCUUUUAUCUCCUUGGAAACCUGUCCUUAGUUGCAUUAGCACUGUAUAAAUGCCACUCAAUGGGGCUUUUACCGACUGCCACAUCAGACUGGCUGGCAUUCAUGGAGCACAAGGCGGUAAGAACACUUAACAUUUUUGUAUCACUUAAAAUUGUGUGAGGCUAUGUUCACACGGUGCCAGAUGAAUUUGCGACAGUACACUAUGUUCACACAGCACCGUUACACAUAUUUUUGCUCUGUUCAAACAGGACUUUGAACAGUUAGGCAUCUAAUUUUUUGUACGUUUAAGGUGGUUCCAUGUGAAGGGAACACCUACACGCACAAAUUUUCAAUCAAUCUAAAAUCCGUCUGUUGCCAUGUGAACCUAGCCUAACAUUCUUAUUUGUAUGUAUUAGUUAAUAGGUUAAAUAUCAGUAUAUAAAGCCGAACAUUCUUAUUUGGUUCUUUUGCAGAGACUUGAGUUCAGUGGUGGUGGAUUCAUUCUUUAG